UUUUUUGCAUGAACCCAAGACGUAAGCAAUUAUCCAUCGUUGUGGCCAAGCAUGUUAGGAUCCGAAGCCCGCGCAUCCUAAGGAUGGGGAUCCCCUUUCAGCGGCGCAGGACAUGAACGCCGAAUUCUACGCAUCCUGUCCACAAUUAUUCAAAAAACAAGAGGGAAACAAGGGGAAGAAGAAGGCGUCCUUCCAACGGCGACGGCGACGGCUACGGCGACCCAGCUUUUUUGCCUCGAUCCGAAAGACCUGAACCGCCAUGAACGACCCCUCCUCCUUUUAUGACAACACCGACACCGCCAGCGAAGGACAAGUUAAUACCAUCCCAAUCCCGGUGGAGAUCGUGAGCGAAGAGGAGAUGGCCUUCAUCGAAGCUGCCCUCGCCUCCACCCGCCCCCUUCUCUCCUCUACUCCCUCGUUCUCCUCCUCCUCUUUGUCUUCCUCUCCCGCUCGUCUUGCCCUCGUCUCCGCGCUGCCUUCCGUCCUCUCCCCUCUCCGGAAACCCACCGGCUCCCUCCACUCCUCCGCCUGCUCCCGCCCCCUGCCGGCGCCCCCCGACAUUGAGGAUUCCGCGGGAUCGGCCCCUCCCAAGUCGCUCCUCCACCAGUUCCGCUCCAGGAGGGGCCUCACCGUCACCGAUAUCACCGCUACGGAAUGGUGUGAAAAGCAAAUGGAAUUUGUCCUACUACACGGGAAGCCGAAAAGAACUGAAGCUAUGAAAGCAGGCUCUGACCGCCAUACCCAACUUGAAAAAGAGGUAGUAGAAAAGGUUGAAGUUCCAAUCAAGUCUGUUGAAGACUCAUGGGCAUUAAAGUUCAUGAAUUUUAUUGUUGGAGCAAACCAGUUAAUGUUUGAAGGUUUAACACGUGAGCUUCCAGUUAUAGGAGUUGUUGAAGGUGUAUGGAUGAUUGGAGUGAUUGAUGAAAUCCGAACACCCAUAAAUGAAGCUACUCUGCACCCCAUUUUGGUAGACACGAAAACACGCUAUAAAGCUACACGUCCUUCAGAAGCACAAAAGAGAAAUGCAAGGCUUCAGUUGAUGUGCUACAAGUAUCUAUGGGACAAUUUGGUUGCUGACACAUUUCCCACUGAUCACUUCUUCAACCAUUUUAACUUAAAUCCCCUAUACAUAUUAUCUGGGGAUGUUAAAGAGUACAUUGUUUCAUUAGGCUUUAGUGCAAAGACACUUGAAGAUGUGUUUACAUAUUUUCGAGACACCUGUUGUUUACUCUCUCCAUCUCAGGGGCAGCUCCUCUUGAGGCGGCAAAUUUCGCCUCUUGCUUCCCUCCCUUCAUCCAGAUAUGAAUUGCAGUCAGAUCAUUCAUUGCUUGAGGAAUAUCAUUUUUCCUAUGAUGCUGUGUGGUUUAAGAUUCAGAUCCAAGAGUGCCUCAAGUUCUGGUUGGGAGAGCGAGAUGCUAAUUAUGUCUCGCAGGCUGAGAGAUGGAAAUGUCAGUUCUGUGCAUUCACUGCCAAGUGUCCUCUGAUGGCUGCCUCUAAUAAAAGAGCAGAAUAAUAAGCAAAGCUGGCUCCCUUGCUUCGGGACUCUCUUUGUACGGAAUUUACAUAUGUAACUGUGUAUACUUCUGUUCUGGUUCUCUACUAUUGAAAGGAAGCAAGCUUGAAGCACGACUGUAGCUAAAUCUGUAGAACUGCUAUCAACCAGCAGCUGUUUGGAAGGAGAGAGUUCAAGCCCAUCUAGUUGCAAGUUGGUGCCAAGUGACAUUCUUGGCAAGAGACUAAAUAACAAAGAUUGGUCCCGGCUGACCUAUAAGAAAGUCGUGCUGCAUUCAUUUCCAAUCCAAGGAUAAUUAUUGUAUCAUGGUACCAUCGCUUUCAGUAUUCUCUGAUUAAAAGGUGGAUUUGCUGGUUGCUUAAGCAAUGGGCUUUGUGAAAUUUUGAUGAGUCAAAAGUACAAUCAACGUUGAGGCCACCUUUAACAGACGUUGGAUUUUUUUUGCUAUUAUUUUUAUUGAAUGUUAUUCUUUUCAAGAAAAGAAAGUGUGCUGUAAAAUUCUUGACCAUCUUUUUUGGGAAAUAAAAUUCUUGACUAUCUUAUA
Elaeis guineensis (African oil palm) is the source of this 2057-nucleotide messenger RNA. Its product is annotated as exonuclease V, chloroplastic. Gene Ontology annotation, molecular function: single-stranded DNA 5'-3' DNA exonuclease activity. Gene Ontology annotation, biological process: interstrand cross-link repair. NCBI's taxonomy places the organism in Eukaryota, Viridiplantae, Streptophyta, Magnoliopsida, Arecales, Arecaceae. Gene Ontology annotation, cellular component: nucleus. The record is from RefSeq and is a predicted model, not a curated record.